UGUUGAUACGACACCGUACGGAACCUAUGUGACCCAAACCCGAACUGAUAAUUGGUAGAUCUGCUGGAUGGUUCUUAGUUCUUUCUUGUUCUCUGCAAUUCUUGCUUGCGGGGAGCAGCUGGAUCCGAUCUCUUCUCUUAAUCUUUACCAUUUUCCUUAUUUCUUCACAAACGACGAGGUGCGCCCUUCCCAAAUCACACCUUCACCAAUCUCUUUAAUUUACGGUUUCAGAUUUGCUCAAUUCAUUUUCAGAUUUUCACAAAAUUUUCCUCCCUCGUGCCUUUAAAAUGGUUAGAAUUAUCAAAGAAACGUGUUGAAAUUCCUCGAACUUUUCUCUUUUUAUGAAACAUUAAUUGUCUGGUAAAUACAAUUGUACAAAAAAAAUGCCUGUGAAAUCUGGGCAAUCGUCGUGUCGGGACCGAACGCAGGAGUUUCUGAGCGUUGCGGAAAGGCUAAAAAAGACAAUUUCGUCGGUCAAUAAUGCGUCGUUGAGUAAUAGCAGCGGUAGCGUUGGCGCCAAGCCCGAGAAUCGGAGAUCUGCCGUGGCGAUUCAGUCGGAGUUCAACAAAAGGGCCUCAAAGAUUGGGUUCGGUAUCCACCAGACAUCCCAGAAGCUAGCUAAGCUCGCAAAAUUGGCAAAGAGAACAUCUGUGUUUGAUGAUCCAACUGCUGAGAUCCAAGAACUGACAUCUGUAAUAAAGCAAGAUAUUACUGCACUUAAUUCUGCUGUAGUGGACCUCCAACUGCUUUGCAACUCACAAAAUGAAAGUGGAAAUAUCUCCAGUGACACCACAACCCAUUCAACCACAGUUGUAGAUAACCUAAAGAAUCGACUAAUGAGCACCACUAAAGAGUUUAAAGAAGUCCUCACCAUGCGAACAGAGAACAUGAAGGUUCAUGAGAAUAGAAGGCAAUUGUUUUCUUCAACUGCUUCAAAAGAUACUACAAAUCCUUUUAUUCGCCAGCGACCUCUGGUUACUAGAUCAGCAGCUACAUCAUCAACAAGUCCUCCCCCUUGGGCUAACGGUUCCACAUCAUCAUCCCAGUUAUUUCCAAGCAAACAGGCAGAUGGGGAGUCGCAGCAGCAUCAACAGCAACAGCACCAGCAAUUGGUUCCCCUGCAAGACAGCUAUAUGCAGAGUCGAGCUGAAGCUCUUCAUAAUGUGGAGUCAACAAUUCAUGAACUAAGCAAUAUCUUUACACAACUAGCAACCAUGGUUUCUCAACAAGGGGAACUUGCAAUCAGGAUUGACGAGAACAUGGAUGAGUCAUUGGCAAAUGUGGAGGGGGCACAGAGCCAGUUGGUCCGAUACCUUAACAGUAUUUCAUCCAACCGUUGGCUGAUGAUCAAGAUAUUCUUUAUAUUGAUUGUAUUCCUCAUGUUUUUCUUAUUUUUUGUGGCAUAAAUAUAUUGAAGGAAAUAGAAAAAAAAAUAAAGGAUAUAAGAGUGUUCUUCUCUGUGUCUCUAUGAGUAUGCAAUGUCAGAGUACUUUCACCCCACCUUUUUUGAGUAGUAAACUCUUCCACCAACAGAUUGUGUUGAACUCUUCCUCCUCCUAGUGCUUCAACUUUCAAAUUACACAUUCGUUUGUAGACUUUAGUUGCUAAAUGCAACCAAUUAUCUCAUGAGCAAAUAUAAUUUCACAUUCAUUCUCCUA
Messenger RNA from Theobroma cacao (cacao), 1658 nucleotides. Its product is annotated as syntaxin-32-like. The record is from RefSeq and is a predicted model, not a curated record. Gene Ontology annotation, cellular component: endomembrane system; SNARE complex; Golgi membrane. Gene Ontology annotation, molecular function: SNAP receptor activity; SNARE binding. Lineage: Eukaryota; Viridiplantae; Streptophyta; Magnoliopsida; Malvales; Malvaceae. Gene Ontology annotation, biological process: endoplasmic reticulum to Golgi vesicle-mediated transport; intracellular protein transport; vesicle fusion.